Molecule: messenger RNA, 738 nt
Organism: Mycotypha africana
Lineage: Eukaryota; Fungi; Mucoromycota; Mucoromycetes; Mucorales; Mycotyphaceae
Exons: 5
Coding region: 1-738 (245 amino acids)
Source: RefSeq, a predicted model, not a curated record
AUGUCGGAAACGAUGAGCAACUACGAGCUAAAGCGAAAGCUGAAUAUGGAAAAUAACGAAAAGCUCUUGAAAGAGCUAGGUCUGACAGGCUCCAUUUUAUCCAAAGGAAGCAUAGCUGCUGAUAUACCCAACUUAAAGGAGAUACCGAACGAUGGUACUAUCAGAAAGAAGAAAAGGAGAGCGCCUGUGACACCAAAGAGGGCAGCUAUUCAGCAAGCACCUUCACGAUUAUCUAGAAGACUGAGAGGAGAGACACCAGAGACUUUUACAGAUAUAGAGGAUAUUUUGGACGAUAAUGAUAGGGUUAGACAGUUAGAUAUCAUGCAAAAGGAUGCGUUACAAUCAACAACGCAAACAACAAUGGUGUUGGACACAUUGCCAGCGGAUAUUUAUACACCUUUCACGCUGAGAAGUAUAGGAACAACUGUCUGGGAGCUAGGAAAACUUUGUACAGGCAAAGGCAGAUCAAAAGCUUGGAGUAGUCGGGGAUGCAAAUUCAAGCAUCCUUAUCCUAUUGGAUAUCGUGCAACCAAAUCACACUUUGACAAUGACUAUACAAUGGGAAUUUUACCACCCGAAAAAGAAGGAGAAGGACCCAUUUUCCAAGUACAACACAAGUCAAAAAUUUGGAGAGGAGCAACACCUACUGCACCAUGGACAGAGGCAUGCAUACAGAGCAAAUCGAGCAGUACACGCGUUAGUGGCCCACUGGUAAGGUUUAAACUUUAUUUUAAAUAG